This is a messenger RNA of Tripterygium wilfordii, 3986 nucleotides long. RefSeq names its product nuclear intron maturase 2, mitochondrial. Bases 223 to 2439 code for a protein of 738 amino acids. Gene Ontology annotation, biological process: mRNA processing. The record is from RefSeq and is a predicted model, not a curated record. The transcript is spliced from 5 exons. NCBI's taxonomy places the organism in Eukaryota, Viridiplantae, Streptophyta, Magnoliopsida, Celastrales, Celastraceae.
UAUUGCUAGAAAGAAAAAUGAAAAAGCCAACCUCCCAGUCCCCAAGCGAACAAGAACAAAACUAGAAUUCUCGAGUAAAGGUUGAAGUGUUGAACUGAAGAUUGAGAGAUCAAAGGCUGAUUCGAGAGGAAAGUGAGAGCAACGAAGGAGACGAAGACAGACAGCAGAGGCGACAUGCAGGGCUGAAGACAUCGCUGGAACUUUCUAUCACAAGCCACAUCGAUGCAUCCUCGUCUUGCUAUCUAUACCCAACAAAUUCUCAAUAAUGCCAAUCGCAUCCCUACCAGCAUCACCACUACCAGGUUACUGUACUCCUGUUCCAAUCCCUCAAAGUUUAGGACAAAUGGGUUGGUAUUGUCUCGUUUGCUUUCUUAUUUCACACCGUUGCAUAGGCGUGAACCCCCGGAUCCCAAUGACCCCUCUACCCUUAUGAAGGAAGAUGGAGUGUCAGUUUGUUCCCAAAUGUGGAUUGAGAAUUUUCGAGACCCAGAUAGAACUGUCACAAACUUGAGUUCUUAUCUUAGGAGAUUUGAGCUAUGGGUGUUAGCUUAUCAGAAAGUGUCUGCUGAUGAGAUGGGGGCGUAUAUGCCCCGUAGUUCGAUAACUAAAUCAGCAUUAGAAGACUUGUUAAAGUUGCGCAAUGCGGUUCUGGAUGAAAGGUUUAAGUGGGGGGCAAGGUUGGAUUUCAUUAUUAAAUCACCAAAAGAUAAGACCGAUUAUGCAUCGUUGUCCAAGAGGAAGAUCAAGGCGAUUCUAACAACCACACAACCUGCAGCUUUUCAAGAUAAGAUAGUUCAGGAGGUGUUGUUUAUGAUUUUGGAGCCAAUAUACGAGGCAAGGUUCUCCCAGAAGUCGUUUGCGUUUAGGCCCGGAAGAAGCGUGCAUACCGUUUUGAGGGUGAUUAGGAGGAGUUUUGCAGGGUAUUUGUGGUAUAUUAAGGGAGAUUUGAGUACAAUUUUGGAUGGGAUGAAGGUGGGGUUUGUGAUAAAUGCAUUGCUAAGGGAUGUGAGGGAUAAGAAGGUGAUGGAUUUAAUAAAAUCAGCACUGGUUACACCGGUGAUUACAACUCGGGUUGAUGAGGGAGAGAAGAGAAAGAAGACGAAGAGGAAAUAUCAGAAGAAAAGGGUGUUGGCAGAAGACGAGCCAAAGCCUGACCCUUAUUGGUUAGAAACCUUUUUUGGUUUUGCUCCCGAGGAGGCAGGGAAAGUUCCAUCAUGGGGACAUUGUGGGAUUCUUAGUCCCCUUUUGGCCAAUAUUUGCCUGGAUGAGUUUGAUAGAUGGAUGGAGAGGAAGACAAAGGAAUUCUACCAUCCAUCAAAGAAUGAUGUGAUAUGGAACAACCCUGAAGGGGAAGCAGAACAUGGGAAUACGUCUUGGCCGGAAUUUGUUCCAACCAGCGGACCUGACAAGACCAGAAAGAUGGACUACAUAAGAUAUGGGGGUCACAUUUUGAUUGGCGUUCGGGGACCAAGAGCAGAUGCAGCGACAUUGAGAAAGCAAUUAAUUGAGUUUUGUGAUCAGAAAUACAUGCUAAAGCUAGAUAACGAGAGCCUCCCUAUUGAACAUAUAACUAAGGGUAUAAUGUUUCUUGAUCAUGUACUAUGUCGAAGAGUUGUGUAUCCAACUCUUAGGUACACUGCAACUGGGGGAAAGAUCAUUAGUGAAAAGGGUGUGGGCACUCUUUUGUCAGUCACAGCAAGCUUGAAACAAUGCAUCAAACAAUUUAGGAAGUUGAACUUUAUCAAGGGGGAUAGGGAUCCAGACCCGCAGCCUUGUUUUCGAAUGUUCCAUGCUACUCAAGCUCACACCAAUGCGCAGAUGAACAAGUUUUUGUCAACCAUGGUUGAGUGGUAUAGGUAUGCUGACAAUCGAAAGAAAAUAGUGAACUUUUGUUCUUAUAUUGUAAGGGGAUCCCUUGCAAAGCUUUAUGCUGCUAAAUAUAAGCUUCGUUCACGAGCAAAAGUGUACAAAAUUGGUGAUCGUAAUCUCAGCCGGCCUCUUAAGGAGAAGAAAGGGCAGUCACCAGAGUUCCAUAAUUUGCUGAGGAUGGGUCUUGUAGAGUCUAUUGAUGGCCUCCAGUAUACAAGAAUGUCUCUGGUACCCGAAACUGACUACACACCUUUUCCAAGUAAUUGGAGACCUGAUCACGAGAUAGCAUUGCUUGAGUAUAUAAGACUUGAUGAUCCCAAAACUGUUGAUGAGCAACGGAAUAGCAUUGGAGAACAAGGUCUAGUUUCACCGCAGGACUAUAUUUCAAUGCUAGUUUGGAACUACAAGAGAAAUGUUAUUGCGAUGGACCAGCUUUCCAUGCUAAAGACAGCUGAUAAUAACAAGGAAAAAGAUCAUCAACUGCUGUUAGGUUCAAGUGAUGGGCUCAAUGAUCAGGAAAACAUGGAAGAGGAUGAACAGAUUAAAGGGUUUCGAGCAGCACAUAUGUAAGGUACAUAUCUUACACAGUGGUUUGGAGGGUUUUUUGUCAUUUUAUCCUUGUGACCAAGCUUUGUACUGGUUAUUGGAGCAGAGCAGAAUGAAUUUGAUGUCUCAACUUGUGCUGAAAGGAGAUACUAUUGAAAUGACUGCAAAUGUAUUCGAUUUGACGAUGGAGAGCAAUGGAAUCAGAAUUUUUGAGCCUUUUGACACCUCGAUAAAGUAUUCGAAUGCUUCUGGGAAGCUGAAUAUACAUUUCUCUGUUUCGGAUAUAUUCAUGAACUUCUCAUUCAGCAUUUUGAGAUUGUUUUUAGCUGUUGAAGAGGACUUGUUGGCAUUUCUGACGAUGACAUCAAAACAAAAUGACUGUGAUCUGCUCAGAAUUUGACAAAGUUGGAACAAUUACAAGUAUGUGGAUACACUGGGGCAUUCUUUCCUCUUGGCUCGUGCACCACUCAGUUUUGCAGUCCUGGGUGACACUGAAAUAAGAUGUGGAAAUCGUAUCAAUCUCACAUGAAAUGCUUAACUUUAAAGGUUCCUUCAAACCAAAGACAUGUCUAUUUUGCUUGGAGUGAGAUUGAUGGAAACAGACCACGUACCCCACGCAAAAAGAUUAUUGAAUCAAGGGAGCUCUUAUUAUUCAGCUCAGCCUCAGAGAAAAGCAGUGUUGUUAAACACAGUAUUAACCUUGCAAAGAUCUGGAGCAGCGAGCGAGACUCAAAAAGUCGAUGCACAUUGGACUUCAGGUAAUGAUGGAUUAUGUAUCAUUUGAAGACCCAUUUGUCCAGAGGGGUAAUCACUGUUUUUCAUCUACUCCUUAUGUGCCCCAUUUCACGAUUAUUUACUUUUCUUUCUCUUGUUUGAGUGAUUAUAAUUUCAGUCAUCUGAUUUACAUUAAUCAUAUUUGUUCUUCGACAUUUCAAUGUUGGCCACAGAUCACUGCAUUAUGUUUGAAUCAUAAUAUUACAUGUGCUUGAAAAGCGUGAUUUUUUUUCCAUGAGCAGCCGGGAUAUUUGUAAAAUUUGCCACUUGCCCAUCAUAUAUGAAACCUCAAUGAUCUUAAGUUGACAACAUUCACAAUGGAAAGUGGGAUGGAGUUACUGCUGUUACAAACUAAUAUGCAGCUCAAGCAGCCAAGGGGCAUGUCGUUUAGAUUUUAGGUCCAUUUCUGACCAAUAUCAUCUUCUGAGACUGCCAUGCAGCGACAAUCAUUUGCAGAUUCCGUCAUCAUUAGGAGCCCCUGUAUUGAAGUUGGAUAUUAGUUCCAUUAUCAGUUCUCAUGGGCUGUUUUGUCAUCGUUUGCAGCUUUAGUCCUCAUACUCAUUGUGAUCUGAGGUUUUUUUUACUACCCUUGAUGUAUGAAUUCAAAUCUGGAAAGGCUCUAAUGUUGGGAAGAGAACGGUGUAUUUGCUAAUAUCCAGGGUCCAGCUGUUGGAAGUGUUUUAGAGCUGAAGAAAAAUGUUUCAAUGUCAUUUAUUGUCUCUUGAGAGAGCUCUCUUUCAUCCAAGACAUUUAAAGAUUGGAUUACUGAUUUGAGGCGGUGCAAUUUUUUUCCUCCU